GAACUUCAGGCGAUCGAAUUGCGCUGUCGCGUCCCUCGGCACGCUUCCGCGUACUGGAACGAGAAGAGAGUCCUCGCCACCGUUUUUCCUUUCUCCACCGACGCCGCGGUCCUGCCGACCAUGCCAAGUGUCUACGGAAAGUCGCGCGGAUCACGUCGCGGGCGGUACGCACGCACUUAGUUAAGAACCAGGGCGGUUCGGAAAAAGCCGCGGCUUGUGUGCGUAAAGACCGUGGCGAGUGCUGCGGCCCCGUGAAAGAGGCGAUUCCACCGCGCGGCGCGGGCGGCCCGUCGUCGGGAUAUAAUUUGCUUUAUCGAUAGUUUCAGUGUCACAGGCCCUGCGGCGCCUAUGCAUAUCUCCAGAAUUUGGACCGUGUUCUAGAAUACAUUAAAGAUAAAGUGCUUGGUUACAUUUGGUUGGUUUACUAAGUAGCCACCAUGUCUGAAAUAAUAUACCCGCAAGGGUGCAGAUCAGUCACCGAAGAUUUAGGUCCGGAUGAGCUGAUCAGAAGACUCAAGACACUAGCGCACACGUUGCAAGCUAUGGGACAAGAUGAGGGAAUGUAUCAGCAAUACAUACCACUGGCAUUACAUUUGGCGGAAGAGCACUUUUUAAUGCAUCAGAGCAAAGAUGUACAAUUACUGAUUGCUUGCUGCAUCGCGGAUGUUUUAAGAGUUUACGCACCAGAGGCUCCUUAUAAAGAUGCCGAUCAGGUCAAAACGAUAUUCCUGUUCCUUAUUAAACAACUGGCAGGUUUAAAAGAUCCUAAAGAUCCUGCUUUUAAGAGGUACUUUUAUCUACUUGAGAAUUUAGCUUAUGUCAAAUCUUUCAACAUGUGCUUUGAGCUAGAGGAUUGCCAAGAGAUUUUCUGCGCAUUAUUUUCCCUCAUGUUCAGAAUUGUGAAUGACGAGCAUUCUGGUAAAGUUAAAAGCUUCAUGCUGGAUGUUUUAUGCCCACUUAUUACCGAAUCUGACAUUGUCAGUAACGAACUUCUGGAUAUCAUACUUAUGAAUAUUGUAGAACCAAACAAGACGCAAAAGAAGAAUGCAUAUUUGCUGGCUAAAGAGUUGGUAAUCAAAUGUAGCGAUACAUUAGAACCAUACAUUCAAGCGUUUUUCAAUCAUGUCUUAAUACUGGGUAAGGAGGAGAAGAGUUUACAAAUUUGCAAGAAGGUAUAUGAUCUGAUCUAUGAGUUGAAUCACAUAUGUCCGAGUGUCUUGCUGUCCGUCCUUCCGCAACUAGAAUGUAAAUUAAAAUCCUCAUCUGAGAAUGAGAGAUUGGGCGCUGUAGCAUUGCUUGCUAGAAUGUUCUCCGAAAAGGGCUCACAAUUAGCCGUACAGCAUACACAAUUAUGGCGGGCGUUUUUGGGACGAUUCAACGAUAUCAGCGUGUCGAUUCGUAAUAAGUGUGUGCAGUAUUCAAUGCACUUCUUGCUAAAUCAUCCUGAAUUGAGGAAGGAUAUCACGGAUACCUUGAAACUGAGGCAACACGAUGCCGAUGAAAGUGUCCGCUACGAAGUCGUUAUGGCUAUAGUGACAACUGCCAGACGGGACUUCGAAGUUGUGUCAGAUAGUGAGGACUUGCUCGAAUUUGUCAAAGAAAGGACUUUGGACAAAAAGUUUAAAAUACGGAAAGAGGCGAUGUCCGGCUUGGCUAUGAUAUAUAAGAAACAUUUGAACGAUGCCGACGUGCCGCAGGCAACAAAGAAAGCGGUUAUUUGGAUAAAAGAUAAAAUAUUACAUGGUUAUUAUAUGGCAGGCAUGGAAGACAGAUUGCUGGUGGAGAGAUUGCUAAAUACGUGCCUAGUACCUUAUCAGUUGCAAGCUGAAGAGAGGAUGAAAAAAUUGUACCAUCUUUUAGGUACAAUUGAUGAUCAUGCUUCUAAAGCAUUUGUGGAACUUCAGAAGCACCAACUUGCUGUGCGAAGGGCAGUAGUUGAAUGGAUAGACAUUGUGAAGAAACCAGACGCUAAAAAUGAGCUAAUGACGAAGAUUCAUCAGAUAUCGCGCUUCCUGCCAGAUCCCAUGAAAGUACAGGAGUUUCUUCAAAAAUUUAGCUCUCAUAUGAAGAAAGACGCCAGAUUAUUACAGGAAAUGGAAACGAUUGUGCAACCGAAUGUCUCCUGCAAGGAAUGCGCUGAAACAAUCACUAAGGUUCUCAAAAAAUUAGGACAGCCCGUUAUGACUAAUUUAUAUUAUAAUACAAUUAAGAUGCUGCUCGAAAGAGUAAGCUCUGUCAUGAUUGACGAAGAGGCAAUUCGAGUUUUGAUCGGAUACGUCUUAGACUGUUUAAAGGGAGGUAACGUGAUAGACGAAAUCGGUCUUAAUCCGAAUAAUGCUGGGGAGAAAGGAUUAAGACUAUUAGUGAUGCUUUCAUUUGUAUUUGGUCCGCAUUUCCUGCAUAACGAUAUAUUGAUGCAAUUGGUCAAUUUGCUUGAAUUGGAGGACGAGAUGGUAGCACCGUUAGUUCUCUCUAUCUUCACGUUCUUGGGAAAAUAUAAACCUCUAUGCGACGUGGCGCCGGACAUUAUGAAUCUUAUGGUACCGAUAUGCAAGAACUUCGCUGAGACGGGAACACCGAAACAGGCAAAACAAGCUGUGAGAUGUUUGUUCGUCAACAUGACCAAUAUUCAUGAUACCAUCUUCCCCGAGAUCAUCGAGAGAAUUAAAAACACGCUGACGCCGACGUCGGAAUAUUAUCGGACGUCUAUAGUCACGUUAGGUCACAUAGCGUAUAAUUUGCCAGAAAAAUAUCAAGUACAAAUAAAAAAUAUGGUGUCCAGGAAAAUAGUUAAAGAAUUACUAGUGAAGGAAAGCAGCGAGCAAACCUCCGAAGCUAUCGAGGGAGAUUGGUGCAAAGAGGAUGAAUUACCCGAAGAGACGCGAUGCAGAUUGGAAGGCUUGAAGUGCAUGGCUCGUUGGUUAUUAGGAUUAAAGUCCGACGUAUUGUCAGCGCAAAAGACGUUCAGAAUGCUGAAUGCUUUCAUGGUGAACAAAGGUGACUUGCUGUCACAGGGACGUUUGAGCAAAGCUGAAAUGAGUUGGUUGCGAUUGCAAGCGGGUUGUUCAAUGUUGAAGAUAUGCGAACAGAAGGGCGUCGGCGAUCAAUUCACUGCAGAACAAUUUUAUAAUCUUUCGCAACUCAUGGUGGACGAGGUCCCUCAAGUCAGAGAAGCUUUUGGUGGUAAACUACACAAAGGUUUAGGAAGAGGAAUUCCAAACAAAUGUCUACCACUGGAUUUCAUGGGAUAUUACGCUCUUGCUGGCAAGGAACAAGAUAAGAGAUUAAAAUGUGUAUUGAAGACAUAUAUGCAGACAGACAUAAAUAAAAGGAGGGAUUAUGUGAAAACUCUUUCAUUGGGUACUGUUGAGCGAGCUAUGGAUCAAUUGCCCCAUAUUUUGCCGGAUUACAUGCUAGUUUUCGCGGUACCUGUUCUCGCGCAUGACCCCGAAUUCACGAGUCAUAUGAUGGUGAGCCAAUUGAAAGUUAUUCAACAAUGUCUUUGGUUCAUCUUGGAGCCUCUCAUCACAAAGAACGAAUAUUAUUGCUACGGAUUCUACAAAAAUCUCGUGGAACGUAUGAAAACUCACAAAGAUGCAUUGAAACCUGAGGACAACGAAAUGAAUUAUAAAUUGUGGGCUGUUUGUGACUUGGCAAUGAAUGUAAUAUACACCAAGACUACCAAUUUCGACAUGAAGGAGUUUCCGAGUGAGACGCGAAUUCCUACGAUGUAUUUUAAACGGUCAGACGAAACAAUGCACAAUCAGAAGAAUUACUUACCUGUGGAAUUACAAGUGAACAUGACGAAUCCAAAAGGAAAGGGAUCAUUCCACAAUACACAUACGGUUAAUGAGAGACCACAGCGCAAGGCUAAAUCCAAACAACAGAAGGAAGUAGGCAUUGGGCCUAAUGAAACAGAUGCAAGGCUGCAAGUUGGAGAAGUGGAAUGUAUCGAUGCCCAGCCUGCGGAAGCAUCAGAGACCAGGAUUCAACUGCCUGGUUUAGAAGAAGAGAUCGAGGAACCACCAGCGAAGAGGGCAUUAAGGGAAUCGGAUAAAGUAAAUAAAUAAUUCAGUGAUCGGACUAUACCCGGGGAACACUGGGACGGGGAAAGACUUAAAGAACAUGAUGAUAAGAAAAUUAAAGAAUCUAAAAAAUACUUUACACAAAUUAGAAAACAGAAUAUUUUGGUUAUAUAUAACAAUUAACUAAGUCGUUCGUGUAUUUCUAGAGUGUAAGAUUUUAAGAUUAUGACACAGUAACGUCAGGCUUAUAAUGCAAAGAGUUCUCUGGAUUUGCAACUUGUGAGCAAGAAAAAAAAAAGAAAUAGAACGAAAAGUUUAUUAAUUCUUCGCAAAUAUAUGGACUCGUGAAUAUAAUUUGAUUCGCUGACGACAAAUUUAUGAAAUAUUACAUAUUCGUAUUUCUCUCUUGUUAUUUUUAUGACUGAUAGAAUUGCGUUAAAGUAAUUUACGAUAUAGCAAAAAAAUUUCUUCAAAUGGUCCGUGUCAGAAUGAAAAUUUUUUAUAAAUUUUAUAACAGAUUUUUCCUGGAUCAAAACUCUUAUUCGGUACACAAUCAUUAUUCACUUUCACACUAUGAUACAUGAACGUUUCUUUUUUAAUCUAUUUCGCAACUGUAAUGAACGCUAUCACAAUAUUAUUUUACUAAAAAAUAGUAUCAGUUAAUAAGCAAGUAUAUAUAAAUAUUGUCAACAUACUUUAUUAAUAAAUGACUGAAGUGAAAACUUUCUUUUUAAAGAGAAAUAUACCCAGAUAUAUCAAUUAAAUCGUCACUUUAUAAACAGUCAAGGAGAAUACUACAGUUUUGUUGCAUAAACGAUACAUAUUAGAUAAGAAGUUGUGUGUCUAUUGGCUUUGCGAUCCAAAGUUGUUGGUUUUUAAUAAUAUAAUUAUCGCCACACUUUCGUCGCGAUUAUUAUGAUUGAUACACAUUAAGUAUGAUCAUGUGUAACAAUGGAAAAAAAAAAAAAUAUUGCGAGAACUUGCGAAAACCUUCAACUUUUGUAUUUAUAAAUAAACAUAAAAUUAAAAUUAUACCGAUUGCGAAAGAUUAUUGCGUAAUACCUUAAUUUAUGUCAAUGUAUAUGCAAUUCUUGCAAUUUACAAGUGUGAAGAGAUAAACGCGUUUCAAUUUUAUUUAUUAAAUAUAAUGUUCGAAGGAUAGAAGAUUUUUGAGUAUGAAUUUUUGAAUGGAGUUUUGAGUAAAGUGGGCCUAGAUUUUAAAGAUUUAAGUUCUCAGCAUUAUAAUUAUUAAACUUAAACAUUCAACUGUCUUAAAUUUAAACAUGAAUGAAAAUGGCGCAUGAAUUCGUGAAUGGUGAUGGAUGAUUGAAAUCGCAUAAAUAUUAUAGAAUUAACAUAUACCUAUUACUUUUUCAUAGAAAUUACAGUACAAUGCACUUUCCAACAAUUAUAUAAUUUUCCAAAUCUGAAAAUAUGUCAUUCUUUCUCUUAUUAUCAUUGAUAUUUCUCUUUUUUUCGUGUAGUUUUCUCAUUAAAUUCAGUUUUCUCAUUAGAUUCAUGCUAUAUGUUAUCAAUUAGCAAAUAUCUUUAUAUAUAUAUAUAUAUAUAUAUAUUAUGCUGAUUGAAAUUGGAAUACGAUAAAAACAUUUUUGAAAUGUACGAUCCUUUUCUGCAUAGUACUGCAAUUUUUUUCAAAUAGGUCAUAGAUUACGAAAAAUAUACAUAAUCUGAUUAAACAACCAAUUAAUCAGUGCUAUUCAUCUGUCGAUCUGUGAGACAUAUGGCGUAUUGUAAUGGUUCUAUAAUAAAACAAAUUAAGUAACA
This is a messenger RNA of Temnothorax curvispinosus, 5810 nucleotides long. It is a transcript of the gene pds5, whose product is annotated as sister chromatid cohesion protein PDS5 homolog B. Gene Ontology annotation, biological process: DNA repair; mitotic sister chromatid cohesion. The coding region runs from base 438 to 4070 and encodes 1210 amino acids. The transcript is spliced from 17 exons. Gene Ontology annotation, cellular component: nucleus; chromatin. The record is from RefSeq and is a predicted model, not a curated record. Lineage: Eukaryota; Metazoa; Arthropoda; Insecta; Hymenoptera; Formicidae.